GCAGAAUUCUUUGAAAUGCUGGAAAAAAUGCAGGCACCAAAACUGGAGGAACAGAGAACUGGAAGCCAAAAACAUAAGGAAGACUACAUCCCCUACCCCAGCAUUGAUGAGAUCCUCGAGAAGGGCAGCCCGUACCCACUGAUCAUCCUCCCCCAGUUUGGGGGGUACUGGAUUGAAGACCCGGAGAACCUCGGCACACCCACCUCGUCCGACAGCAGCAUCUGCGAGGAGGAGGAGGAGAACCUCAGCCCCAGCACCUACGGCUACAAGCUGGAGUGCAAAGGAGAGGCCAGAGCCUACAGGAAGCAUUUCCUGGGGAAGGAUCAUUUAAAUUUUUAUUGUACAGCCAGCAGCCUUGGAAAUCUGAUCCUUUCCAUUAAGUGUGAGGAGGCAGAUGGCACUGAAUAUUUAAGGAUUAUACUCAGGUCCAAAGUGAAGACGGUGCAUGAAAGGAUCCCUCUGGCAGGAUUUAGCAAACUCCCCAGUAUCCCCCAGAUUGCAAAGGCCUUCUGCGAUGACGCCUCCGGGCUGAAGUUUAACCCGGUUCUGUACCCCAAGGCGUCCCAGAUGAUAGUGUCUUAUGAUGAACACGAGGUCAACAACACGUUCAAGUUCGGCGUGAUCUACCAGAAGUUCAGGCAG
Merops nubicus (carmine bee-eater) is the source of this 642-nucleotide messenger RNA. Its product is annotated as rap1 GTPase-activating protein 2. The annotation marks the transcript as partial. Gene Ontology annotation, biological process: regulation of small GTPase mediated signal transduction; activation of GTPase activity. NCBI's taxonomy places the organism in Eukaryota, Metazoa, Chordata, Aves, Coraciiformes, Meropidae. The transcript has 8 exons. The record is from RefSeq and is a predicted model, not a curated record. Gene Ontology annotation, cellular component: cytoplasm; plasma membrane. Gene Ontology annotation, molecular function: GTPase activator activity.